Penaeus indicus is the source of this 933-nucleotide messenger RNA. RefSeq lists its product as uncharacterized. The coding region runs from base 1 to 933 and encodes 310 amino acids. The transcript has 2 exons. NCBI's taxonomy places the organism in Eukaryota, Metazoa, Arthropoda, Malacostraca, Decapoda, Penaeidae. The record is from RefSeq and is a predicted model, not a curated record.
AUGUGGUUAUUAGUUGUUAUCUCGCUGUUUGCUACUGCAGCGUUUGCUGCUCCCCAGGGAUAUAGUCUGACUGCCCCGUCCCGCCCCGGCUUGCAACUUGGUUCUGCAACCUCCACUCUGGAACUUUCUUCUUCACCUGCAAUUUCUGCUAACUUCUCACCUGUCGGAGAACAGUCCGUUGGUGUUGGAGUUUCUGCUGAAGCUCCACAGACAUCAGCCCUUGAUGCAGGACACACUGAAGGAGUACAUACUCUAAAAGAAACUAUUAUCAGUAAUGAAGCAUCCACCAGUGGUUCCAACGGUACUACUGCGUGCAAGGAGGGAGAAAUUCUGCAUGUAGACGGAUCUUGUGUCGUUCCCGUAAUCACGCGCAAAGUAUUCGUCUUCAACGUACCUCAACAAGAACCAGAAAAUAAUUCUACUUUGCCUGAACUUCCGCCACUGAAAGUAGAACACAACAUUCUCUUCGUACGUCUACCCGAAGCAGGCGAGGGUCCUGAACCAAUUAUUGUUCCUCCACCAAAGCAAAACAACAUUGUGUAUGUUCUCAACAAACAAAACGAACAAACACAGCGCGUCAUCGAAGUGCCGGCUCCUCCACCCUCCGAACCUGAGAUUUACUUUGUGGAUUAUAAGGAAGGCGAAAAUCCUAGUCUUCCAGGUGGUGUGGACCUCCUUACUGCUCUUGGCUCCGCUUCUGAAACGGGCGGAGAAGUCAUUGGCGUGAUCGAGAGUAGUUCAGCUGAGGAUACUACGGUAGUAAGUAGCACUGUAGGUCUUGGUGAUACUGGUUCCGGUUCACUGGCUGCCGGAUCUGGUGUAAAAGUAUCCCUGAAUGUACAAGCUCCUUCAUCAACAGAUGACAAUAUCCUUUCUGAAAACUCAGGCGCCAGUGACAACGCUGCUCCAUCAAGCCUCUACAUCACUCCUUAA